Molecule: messenger RNA, 809 nt
Organism: Eutrema salsugineum
Lineage: Eukaryota; Viridiplantae; Streptophyta; Magnoliopsida; Brassicales; Brassicaceae
Product: glycine-rich cell wall structural protein 2
Exons: 1
Coding region: 50-673 (207 amino acids)
Source: RefSeq, a predicted model, not a curated record
AAACACAUAAACAUCUUAGAAACAAGUUCUAAAACCAAAAAAAAAAAAGAUGAAUAUGGCCACAAAGUUUCUUGUGAUUGUCUUGUUCAUUGGAGUUGUUUGUCCCAAUGCAAGCUCAAGACCUCUGGAAGAUGUUUCCAAAGGACUUACGGAUAAAAAGCUCGUUCCGGUACCACCGCUACCGGUACAAUUACCGUUACCACUACCAGUACCAGUACCACCAAUGCCCAUGUCUGAAACCGAAGCAGCCACUGCCACUAAAGGAGGAGAGCUUAACAAUAAUGGUGGCGCCGGAGAAGUUGAGAAUGGAGUGGGUAGAGUGUCCAAAGAGAUCAAAUUAGGCAUCUCUACUCACAACGGCCUUGGAGCUGAGCUUACCAACGGUCUUGGAGCUGAGCUUUCCGUUACUGCUUCAACAAGUGCCUACCAUUCGGAGUAUUCCGCUGCCAAUGCUGCUGCUGGUCCUAGAAGCGCCAGUGGAUAUGGAAGUACCUAUGGAAGUACAAGCGGAGAUGUCACUGCGGAUGGUCCCAACGCAAACGCUUAUUCUAGCAGUGGGGCUUCCGGUCAAACCGGUGCUUAUGCUGCAGCGGGUCCUGGUGGUGCCACCGGCAAUGGAUACAGUAACGGAUAUGCCGGCAGCAGUGCAGGUGGAAGCAUCAGCGACCCUUGAGCGAUUGGUGAUCAUGCUCAAGUCUCUGGCGUAUAUAUAUAUACUACUAUUCUACAAACGUUCCAACAAUCUCUUCUGUAUUCAUAAAUAAGACCUUGAGAUUGUCACAGCUCUAAUAAUUAUAUAUGAUGAAAUA